This is a messenger RNA of Prorocentrum cordatum, 318 nucleotides long. Lineage: Eukaryota; Dinophyceae; Prorocentrales; Prorocentraceae. The record is from the annotation of a GenBank genome assembly.
CGGCAGAGCGCGGCCGCGGGCGGAUGGCGCCAGAGAUGGCGCGCGGGCUCGCGCGGAGGCGCGGGGAUGCCCUGCCCCCUCCGAGGGAGGGGUGCGGCAGUUCCACGCCGCGCUGGCGCGGCGGCGACAGCGAGCCCUGCUCGAAGGCGGCGGCCGCCGGCGGCCUCGCCGCGGCGGUCUUGACGCGUGGAGCUGCCGGCGUGGAUGUGGCUUCCAGCGCGGAGUGGGUGCUCGGCCGGGUGGACGCGAGCUGCCAGAGGGUGUGCUCGGAGCGCAGCCUCAUCUGCGACGAGGACGCGUUCCCCGAGAACGAGGAGG